Heterostelium album PN500 is the source of this 978-nucleotide messenger RNA. RefSeq names its product serine/threonine-protein phosphatase (gene pppB). Gene Ontology annotation, cellular component: cytoplasm; nucleus. The transcript has 2 exons. Gene Ontology annotation, molecular function: protein serine/threonine phosphatase activity. The record is from RefSeq and is a predicted model, not a curated record. Bases 1 to 978 code for a protein of 325 amino acids. Lineage: Eukaryota; Evosea; Eumycetozoa; Acytosteliales; Acytosteliaceae.
AUGACAGAAAUCAAUUUAGAUUCAAUUAUAGAAAGAUUACUAGAACCUAGAACAUCAAAACCAGGCAAACAUGUCGAUUUAGAGGAAGAUGAGAUCAGAUAUCUGACGAUUCAAGCGACAGAGAUUUUCAUUAACCAACCAGUAUUAUUAGAGCUCGAAGCACCGAUUAAGAUCUGUGGUGACAUUCACGGACAGUAUUAUGAUUUGUUGCGUCUUUUCGAAUAUGGUGGAUUGCCACCCAAUUCCAACUACCUCUUCCUCGGAGACUAUGUCGAUCGUGGAAAGCAAUCGCUUGAGACCAUCUGUUUGUUGUUGGCCUACAAGAUUAAAUAUCCAGAGAACUUCUUUAUUUUGCGUGGUAACCACGAGUGUGCAUCGAUCAAUCGUAUCUAUGGUUUCUACGACGAGUGUAAGCGUCGUUACAACACCAGACUCUGGAAGGCAUUCACCGACUGCUUCAACUGUCUUCCAGUCGCUGCCAUCAUCGACGAAAAGAUCUUUUGCAUGCACGGUGGUCUCUCGCCAGAUUUGAAAUCGAUGGAACAGAUCCGUCGUAUCGUCAGACCAACCGUCGUACCAGACAACGGUCUUCUUUGCGAUCUCUUGUGGGCCGACCCUGACAAGUCCGUCCAAGGUUGGGAAGACAACGAUCGUGGUGUAUCUUAUAUUUUCGGUCCCGAUAUUGUAGAGCAAUUUUUAAAGAAACAUGAUCUCGACUUGAUUUGCAGAGCUCAUCAAGUUGUUGAAGAUGGAUACGAAUUCUUUGCAAAGAGACAACUUGUAACUUUAUUUUCAGCACCAAAUUACUUUGGUGAAUUUGAUAACGCCGGUGCAAUGAUGGGUGUUGACGAGACUUUGAUGUGCUCUUUCCAAAUUCUGAAACCCUCUGAUAAAAAGAAAGGAAUAGCAGACAACAACGGUAGACCACUUACACCACCUAGAAAACAACAACAAAAACAACAAAAAUUAACAAAAUAA